This is a messenger RNA of Panicum virgatum (switchgrass), 791 nucleotides long. RefSeq lists its product as uncharacterized. Lineage: Eukaryota; Viridiplantae; Streptophyta; Magnoliopsida; Poales; Poaceae. The record is from RefSeq and is a predicted model, not a curated record. The transcript has 3 exons. Bases 100 to 435 code for a protein of 111 amino acids.
UACUUAAUGAUGCACUUCCUGAGGGUUCAUCACUACCUAGAAAUUUUCAUGAAGCUAAGAAAUUGGUUAAAUCUAUAGGAAUUGGGUAUAUUAGUAUUCAUGCUUGUGAAAAUGAUUGCAUUCUCUAUUGGAAAGGAAGUCAUAUUAUAUGCCGUGUUGAGAUCUGAGCUACCUGUGGCUAAGGGAACAAUUGUUUCAACUAAUCCAACCACCUUGGUAGGAGGUCAGCCUCUUGGAAAGCAAUAUUGUGAAGUUAUUGUUAGUUUAGUGCUGAAACGGGAUGCGAUUCUGCCUCGUCCUCAUGCUGAGAUGAACAAUAUGGGUGAUGCUCUUAUGAUGGCAAUUGCAUGGCCAUAUAAAAAGUUGAAGGCUACCAAGGCAUCAAAAUCCUCCUUGGGUACUGCAGGCAGUGCUGAAAGAAAUGCUAAGAACUAGGAAGGAUGCUUGAAGCUGUUUACAAGUUCGAAGAUCACAUCAAGAUUUUGUGUUUAUUUUGUUUUGGAGCUCCUGCAGAUGAAUAUUUUGCACAAGCUUAAUGGCUGUAGUGAAGUGUGAUAGUUUGACCUGUAAUGGUAGAUGUGGAAAUGCUAAUGGCUUACUCAUAUGCAAACUUGAUGGCUUUUGGUUAGAAAUGGUGGAUGCUUCUGAUCAUAGAUGCAGACUUGAUGCCUAUGAGCUAGCUAGUUUUGUAUGGCUGUAGUGUGCAAUUGGACUAGCUUAUAGCUAGCUACCUCAUGUAUAUGGAAUUAUGGAUAAUUUAGUAUUAAUGUUAUAUGCUCACUUUCAGUGAA